CUCAAAGUUUGUUUGCAUUUUUUGUAACUUGUAAAUAAUUUGUUUGUUCAAUCGGUCGAUAAAGAAAUACCUAUGCUAGUAUCCCUUGCUCUUUAAAGUGAAGCGCCGUGUGUGAAAUAAUACCUACUUUGGAAGAUCUAUGAAUUAUCCGGUACAAACCUUAAAAUAUGGCUCAAAGUUUAGUAGAGAGCAUCCAGGAAUCCACUUCAAACGAUAACAGUAUUUCCACUAAAGAGUUCCUGAGGAUCGAAAAGAAUUGUGAAGGAUACAAAGACAGUGAUGAAGAAAUUAAACUAAUAUUCAACGAAAUUAACAAACUUUCUGGUGCCAAUAACAAUAACAAUUCUAUUCUACUGGAGGAUAAUGACGAUGUGGAAUUAAUUCUGAAAAGGGCAGAAGACAUCGCACAAGAAACAGAGAAUUUAUUUAAAAGCAGCCCCAUAGCUGCUGCUGCCAGCCCCAGUCAUGAAAAGCAGAGCAAUGUGGCCAAAAUACCACAAAUCAAGGUUACAAAGCCAGAUGAAUCUAAGAAAACUGAAAAAGCCUCUAAAGAUUCUAGGGAAAAGGCAAAUAACAAAUCACCAAAACACAAUAAUAAGGAAAAUAAUGAAACAGUUCGACAUAAAGCCAAAGUAAGACCUUACUCGGCAGGAGUUAUAGAUAGUAAAAAGAGAGAUGCUGCAAAAGGAGCCAGAUUUGUCACUAAUUCCCCAAAAAAAUCAUGUAAACACGAAAACAUAUUAGAAGAACUAAAAGACACAAAUGAAAGAGUGAAAGGGCUUGAACUUUUAAAUGUUCAACUUAACGAAGAUAACAGGGUAUUGCGCAAAAAGCUGGAUGAAGUCAAUGAAAAGAAGCACGUUACUGAAUUGAAACUGGGCGAGUGUGAGAAGUUUUUAAGUAGAGUUGGAAAAGAAUACGAGAACCGAAACAGAGAACUUACAGAAGCUCGAGACAAUGAAAACAAACUCCUGGCUGAAUUGAAUAAAGAGAGAAAUGAGAGGAAAAAUUUGAAGAUCUUACAUGAUAAAGAUGCAACCGUCAUUCAAGAUUUGCAAAGACAGUGUAAAGAAAUGGAAAUGAUAUUAAAAAGGAAGCACCCGGAUUCAGUGUCGGCUCUUAUAGUGGCUUCAAAAUCAACUACAGUAGAAGAUAACAAAAAGAAACUUCUCGAAGAGCGAACAACGCGUCUAGAGCAAGAGCUGAAGGACAAAGAGGAUCACUUUCAACACAUUCUACUAACCCUCCAACAAAAGUUCGGUGACAUGAAGCUGAAAUAUGAAAACCACAUCAUCGACGUUGAAAGGCAACUAAUGGAGGAUCGGAAAACCAAUACAGAGUUGAAGAAUAGACUUAACAAGUGUAAUCUAGUCGACGCUUGUGUUCAGACAACUGCUGCGCAAAAUACGGCGCAAACUCAAACCUUUAUUAGAACUGACAGGGCCUCUUCAGCUGUUAGUAGAUUAAGCCAAAACUCCGCACUGCUGCUAACAAAACUGAAAGAAGAUAGCUACUUGUGUGCGACGAUCAAGGGUCUUCAGGCUGAGUUGACUCUGAAACAACGAGCGUUGGCCAAAAUUAAUAGAGAGUCUGACGAAUUGAAGAAAAACUUGCGGAAUCUCCAAAAAGAGAAAGAAGUCCUCCUGAACAUAAACCCCAGCAUCCAGAAAAAGAUAGUCUACAAGCAGAACAAAUCGGCCGAGAACCUUCUAUCCCGCGUGAACUGUGAGCUCGAGGCAGAACUGGCCGAGACUCGCCAGCAGAAGGAGGUUCUCAUGCAGGAGAGGAACAGUCUGCUCGACUCGCUGAAGAGGACCAACGAGGAGUUUAUACUGCUCAAGAAGAAACGGAUUCAAGAUCUCCACACCCUCCAACUGGCCCACGAGAAGGAGCUGAUGCAGAUGAACAUGCAGCUCUACCCUCUACAGGAAGAAGUGAACCGACUCAACCGCACCGUGGAGGCGCUCCAGGACCGCGGGAGGUCUGAGGAUAAGAUGAGGUGUCAGGGGAGUGAGGAGGUGGGCGGAGGGGAUAAUAAUGGGAGGGGGAGGGGGAGACGGUGA
Molecule: messenger RNA, 2063 nt
Organism: Plutella xylostella (diamondback moth)
Lineage: Eukaryota; Metazoa; Arthropoda; Insecta; Lepidoptera; Plutellidae
Biological process (GO): cilium assembly
Cellular component (GO): axonemal microtubule; centriole
Source: RefSeq, a predicted model, not a curated record